Messenger RNA from Galleria mellonella (greater wax moth), 1156 nucleotides. Its product is annotated as probable alpha-aspartyl dipeptidase. The record is from RefSeq and is a predicted model, not a curated record. Gene Ontology annotation, molecular function: serine-type peptidase activity. Lineage: Eukaryota; Metazoa; Arthropoda; Insecta; Lepidoptera; Pyralidae. The transcript is spliced from 3 exons. The coding region runs from base 283 to 1017 and encodes 244 amino acids. Gene Ontology annotation, biological process: proteolysis.
AAUGUCUCGCUGACAGUGAGUCCAAUACCUUUUUACUCUGUGCUUUUUACUUAGAUAACUUUUAAUUACUUACUGAAUUAUUUCCAUUGACGGUCUAUUUCAUUUAUAAUAAUUUAUUAUCUGUAGAUAUAUAUCUAUCUAUUGUUAUAAGUUCUAUACAAAUCAAUUUUAAUAUUGCCUAUUUAGUAAAUAAUGAAAAUCGUAUUCAGAUAACAAUUGUGAGACUGUUAAUUACAUUUUCUUUCUGUUCAACUAAAACUUUUAAAAAAGUACAUAUUUAAUAUGUCGUCCAUUCGCCAAGCCUUAUUACUUUCAUCCUCAAAUUGUCAUGGAUAUUCCAUGUUAGAAUUCGCUAAACAAGAAAUUUCUUCAAUUUUAAAAAAAAAUAAUGUAAAACAACUACUCUUUAUACCAUAUGCACAAAAUGAUUUUGACACUUACACAUCAAAAAUCAAGGAAGUUAUUGAUCCAUGGGGCUUUGAAGUUAGUGGUAUUCAUGCUUAUCCUGAUCCUGCAAAUGCUGUUAUGUCCACCAGAGCUAUAUUUGUAGGUGGUGGGAAUACAUUCCUCCUAUUAAAACGACUUUAUGAAAAUAAUUUGGUUGAACUCAUUAGAAACAGAGUGGCUGAGGGAAAUUUGAUAUAUAUAGGAAGUAGUGCUGGUACUAAUGUGGCCACAAAAAGUAUUCACACAACAAAUGAUAUGCCAAUCAUAUAUCCACCUUCAUUUGAUGCAAUAAGAAUAGUUCCUUUCAAUAUAAACCCCCAUUACAUAGAAAGUGCAGAUCCUGAGACACAUAAAGGGGAAACUAGAGACCAAAGGAUCAAUGAAUACUUGGAAAUGUCCCAUGCCUCUCCUGUGCUAGGAUUGAAAGAAGGAUCUUUGCUACAUGUAAAUGGAGACUCGUUAGCUUUAAGAGGUGUUGCUGGUGCAGUUUUAUUUAGAAAAGGUCAUAAGAAAGUUGAAUAUCCUGUUGGAACAGACAUAACUUUUUUAUUUCAUCAAAAUGAGAACUAACUACACAUAUCAUUUUACUUCCAAUUUAUUUACUCUUCAAUAUUAUUCAUGUGUACUUAUAUGUAUAUAGGAAAUCUAAAAUAAAAUUGUACAAUGUCUUCAAAUAAUGCAUUUAAUUAAAUUUGUGAUAAUUACAAAA